CUGGAGUAAACAUGGCUCUCGCACACUGAGGGUCUGGGGAUGCUCCGCGGAUGCAGCGACUCCAGAUGGGCCGACAUGGCGCCAGUGGCACGAGCGUGACAACUGACAAGUGCGGGCCUAAAAUGUAAACAAUACGUCAUGUAAAUCGUAUAUAUCGGCGAGCGCAUCGACGGAUCGCGGAGAUGUACACGUUGCUGCACGGUCUGUACAAGUACCUGGUGCAGAAGGACGAGUACUUUAUAUUGAUCUUGGGGCUCGACAAUGCGGGGAAAACGACCUACCUGGAAGCGGCCAAGACCAAGUUCACCAAGAAUUACAAGGGUAUGAAUCCGAGCAAGAUCACGACUACCGUAGGCCUCAACAUCGGCAAGAUCGACAUCGCCGGGGUAUCCUUCAACUUCUGGGAUCUCGGCGGUCAGGAGGAGCUCCAGUCUUUGUGGGACAAAUACUAUGCGGAAUCUCACGCUGUGAUUUACAUCGUCGACUCGUCCGACCGUGAUAGAAUACCAGAUUCCAAAGAAACUUUUGAUAAGGUAAUAUCGUCCGAGCAUCUAACUGGCGUACCAUUAUUGGUACUGGCAAAUAAACAGGACGUACACGACUGUAUGGGUGUAAGAGAAGUGAAACCGAUAUUCAAUCAGAGUGCACACUUGAUCGGCAGAAGGGAUUGCAUGGUGAUGCCUGUGUCGGCCCUUAACGGGGAUGGAGUAGACGAGGGCAUACACUGGCUGGUGGAUUGCGUCAAGAGAAACAGUGAUAUACGGCCGCCUCGCAAUCAGGACGACAAUUCCUUAUCUUAGCUGUGACACAUUCCUAUUCUUUGGUAAUUUAUAAUAUAUAAAUAUAUACAUAUAAUAAAAUAUUCCGAGAUGCUUACGGCACUGUACAUAUUCGUGUCGCGUGUGUACAGUGUUUCUAUGAAUAAAGAAUUUCUUUUUUAC
Molecule: messenger RNA, 941 nt
Organism: Vollenhovia emeryi
Lineage: Eukaryota; Metazoa; Arthropoda; Insecta; Hymenoptera; Formicidae
Gene: Arfrp1
Product: ADP-ribosylation factor-related protein 1
Exons: 5
Coding region: 183-800 (205 amino acids)
Biological process (GO): protein localization to organelle; Golgi to plasma membrane protein transport; intracellular protein transport
Cellular component (GO): Golgi apparatus
Molecular function (GO): GTPase activity; GTP binding
Source: RefSeq, a predicted model, not a curated record